This is a messenger RNA of Episyrphus balteatus (marmalade hoverfly), 4421 nucleotides long. It is a transcript of the gene Mad, whose product is annotated as protein mothers against dpp. The coding region runs from base 904 to 2325 and encodes 473 amino acids. The transcript has 3 exons. Gene Ontology annotation, cellular component: heteromeric SMAD protein complex. Gene Ontology annotation, molecular function: DNA-binding transcription factor activity, RNA polymerase II-specific; I-SMAD binding; RNA polymerase II cis-regulatory region sequence-specific DNA binding. The record is from RefSeq and is a predicted model, not a curated record. Lineage: Eukaryota; Metazoa; Arthropoda; Insecta; Diptera; Syrphidae. Gene Ontology annotation, biological process: cell differentiation; BMP signaling pathway; regulation of transcription by RNA polymerase II.
CCAAAUGCUGCACCACACACACCUGAAACAUAAUCGUUAUAGCCGAAUGUGCCCAAAGUGUGCACAAUUAAUGGCAGCAGCUAAUAAAAUCGUGAUCCUUAAUCGAUUACAGCACUUGUACGUGUUGUUGACAUGAAAAUUAUGCUGAAAACGUUAAUCCGUUGUGCGCUCUGUUAAACUCACUUGCUAUAAAGGAGGGUGCCACACUGCUAGUGCCAAAGCUAGUUGCCACUACCUCAACUACCAUACCAACUACCACCACCGCCACCUCCACCUACUUAUUCUCCUUCUCUCUUAAAAAAGCCGCUGUCGCCCUCUCCGCCACCACCGCUUCUGCUGCUGAGCUGCCACUAUCCGAUGUCGACAAUAGUCCAAAGAGUGUUUUGCUAGUGCAUCGUGCAUAUGCAUCAUAUGGAGCUGGAGCAGGCGAAGCAAGGUGUAUGGAGCCAUUUUACCUCUCACAACCAAACAAAUGUAAAAGAGAGAUGGAAUACAACGAGAUUUCUGUUAUUGGCGUGGUGUUUUGCUACUCCCAUUCUAUACACAAGUCACCGUCUUUGAGGCCUUUUAGGUUUCACCGCACGCACAACAUUCGCAUUCGCAUUUGAACUCCUGUGAGCGCACGGAGUACACGUCAUAUUGUCCGCGCGGUUAAAGUCGCAUGUCUUAAGCAAACAUCGGUCUUCUUCUACUUCGUCUACUUGGCGCGAUAGUUGUUGGGGGUUGUUGGUGCAACUCUAUUGUCAGUGAACGUGAGCGAUUAUUGUUGUGAUUUUUAUGAUUCCUAUAGCACAUUGCAUAGGUGGGUGGUCAGUCGCAUCAGCAGAGAGUGUCAGUUUACUACUGAUUGUGAUUAAGGAGGAUUUACACUUGCAUGGCGAAGACGCUCCUUUGACUUGAGUUAUGUACUAUCCAAGCUUUCCCGGUUAUCGGGUGAGUACCACACACAGAAUGGACACCGAUGAUGUUGAAUCAACUACAAGCAGUGCAAUGUCAACUCUUGGAACAUUGUUUUCAUUCACCAGUCCAGCCGUUAAGAAAUUACUCGGCUGGAAGCAAGGUGAUGAGGAGGAAAAGUGGGCAGAAAAAGCAGUAGACAGUUUAGUUAAAAAACUAAAAAAGCGCAAAGGUGCAAUAGAAGAAUUGGAGCGGGCACUCUCCUGCCCCGGACAGCCAUCAAAAUGUGUAACUAUACCUAGAUCGUUGGACGGACGUUUACAAGUGUCCCACAGAAAAGGUCUACCACAUGUGAUCUACUGCCGUGUCUGGCGUUGGCCAGAUCUACAAAGCCAUCAUGAGCUGAAACCCCUCGAAAUUUGUCAGUUCCCAUUUAGUGCUAAGCAAAAAGAGGUUUGCAUUAAUCCUUAUCAUUAUAAACGCGUUGAGAGUCCUGUUCUGCCACCGGUCUUAGUGCCACGGCAUUCGGAAUUCGCCCCUGGCCACUCAAUGUUGCAAUUCAAUCAGAUGAGUGAACCCACAAUGCCUCACAACGUUAGUUACUCCACAGCGGGAUUCAACUCACACCUAAGUCCGAACAGUCCGCCAAUGACAUCGGUUGGCAGUCCCGGAUCAGUCAGUUCGAAUCCGACUAGCCCAUAUGGCAGUCUAGCCGAGACACCACCACCAGCCUAUAGUCCCUCAGAAGAUGGAAACUCAAAUAAUCCAAAUGACGGAGGGCAAAUGAUAGACGCUCAAAUGGGUGAUGUUGCUCAAGUAAGCUACUCAGAGCCUGCAUUCUGGGCUAGUAUCGCGUAUUAUGAGCUCAAUUGUCGUGUUGGUGAAGUAUUCCAUUGCAAUAGCAAUUCGGUUGUUGUGGAUGGUUUUACGAAUCCCUCAAACAAUUCAGAUCGCUUCUGUCUCGGCCAGCUGAGUAAUGUCAAUCGCAACAGCACCAUCGAAAAUACCCGCCGACACAUAGGCAAAGGCGUCCAUCUCUACUACGUUACCGGCGAGGUUUAUGCCGAGUGCCUUUCUGACUCGGCCAUAUUUGUCCAAUCGCGCAACUGCAAUCACCAUCACGGUUUCCAUCCGAGCACGGUUUGUAAAAUUCCACCCGGUUGCUCCCUAAAGAUCUUCAACAAUCAAGAAUUUGCUCAGCUGCUCUCUCAAUCGGUGAAUCACGGUUUUGAGGCUGUUUACGAACUAACCAAGAUGUGCACAAUCCGAAUGAGCUUUGUUAAAGGCUGGGGUGCCGAAUACCAUCGACAAGAUGUCACCUCAACGCCUUGUUGGAUUGAAAUUCAUUUGCAUGGACCACUGCAGUGGCUUGAUAAGGUUUUGACGCAAAUGGGCUCCCCGCAUAAUGCUAUUAGUUCGGUAUCCUAAAACGGGAGUUUAUCUUUUUAAUUAUAAUUAAAGUUUUUUUUUUUGUUUUUCAUAUAAUGAUAUCAAUUUUAUCGUAUUUUAUACUACAAUUCUAUAGUUGUUGGGGCCACUCUCAAACUUAGCGAAAUUAUUAGCAGCUAUAGUGAAGCCAAGUAAUUCGUCUUGAUAGAGCUUGGAAUCGCAUUUGUUUAGUCUUCAAAUUGCGAUUAAUUAUGAAACAAAUGUUUGCAGCUCUGAGAGACGAAAGUUACUUUGGUGUCACACUGAAAAAUUCGCGUCGGUUCGGGAGGGCCCUUAUACAUUUUUUUUUUAUAUUGUUUACUAUCAUAGUUUUUGUUUCAAAUUAUUUACAAAAAAAUAUAUAUGCAUAUACAAAAAAAAAAGAAAAAAAAACUUCUUUCAACAAAUUGAACUGAUGUGAACAUUUGAUCUUCGUUUCGUUUUUUUUAUUGAUAAAAUAAUUUUAUUAUAAAUGUUAUUUUUAGUUUUAUAGCAUCGCGGUGUGUUCUUUAUAAAAAAAAAAAAAUAAAACAAUUAAAAUUAAGUUUUAUAUUUAAAAAAAGGAAAAUUUAAUUUGAAUAAUGUUGCCAUAUAUCUUUUUUUUUAUUUUUUUUUUGUUUGUUCUUAUUUUUUUUAUAAAGGUUUCGUUUUGAAAUAAACUUAUGGCAAUACUCUACACACAAACGAAUUAAUAAAAUACACACACACACAGCUAGUGAUCUAGAAUGUUAACAUUCAUCGAGUAUAAUAUGUUAAAAAGUUUAUUUUUAUUGUUUACUUUGAAAAUAAAAACAAAAAUAAAGAAUUUUACUAUAAAUACAUUUUGAUUUAGAAAAAAAGAAGAAAUUUUAAAGAUUUUAAAUAUUUUUUUUUUAAUUUUUCAAUCAAUCGUUUAAAAUAAAUAUAAAAAAAAAUAAAUAUAUUUACAUAUUUUGCAUAAUGUUUUAAGAAUUAGGAAUUUAAUUCAAAGAAAAAUAAAAAAUAAAAGAGAAAAAAUAUAUAGCUUUUAAGCAUCUUAUAUAUGAAUAUAAAAUUUAAACAAAUGAUGAUUUAAAAAUAGUGUCCAAAAAAACAUUGUUUAUAUAAACAAAAAUAAUAUGAAUGAAAAUAUGAAAAAAAGGAAAUUAUUUAGUAAGCAUUUUUUAAUUUAAUUUUUUUUUUGUAUUGAUUUGCUUUGAUUCGUGCAGUUCAAUAUGGUUUUCUUUUUUAUUUCUAAAAUUGCUUAAAGCCUUUUGUUUUAUUUGCAAACAUUUUUAUUUUGUUGGCCCUAUUUCGCAGAGGAAUUUUAUUUCCUAGAAUUGGGUGUUUGCUGUCGACAGCUUCCAUUUCGUAUUAUGAAGUCAAUUGAUUUCUUUAUUGCUUAUUUAGCUCUCUCUAGUAAAGACAGAGGUUCUUGCUUCAGUAGUACCACCAGAUUGUGAAAUACAGUUUUCGCUCAGUUUUUUCUUCCCAUUUUUUUUAAAUCCUUCCCUUUUUCCAAGCACCACAUACUGACAAACAGACUGAUUGUCUGACAUACCUAAGACCCUCAUUGGGACUCCUGAGGCUGGUCUCUUUUUGAAAUUCAAUUGGAAGGAGAUACAAUGAUGUGAUUUCUCCUUCAAACACAUUGAGUUUCGAAAAGAGUCAACCCUCUGGAGUCCCAAUCAAAACAGGCUCUUUGGAUGAUGGAGAAUGCGAAGAAUGGGUCCCGUACUCAAAGUAAGCCCUAUGUUAAAUCCUCGGUGAAUGACGAUCUCAUUGGAGUUAGACAUUUACUUAAAACGAUUUUAAAGACAUCUAAAUCUAUUGGAAUUUUUAUUGCCGAAAACAAUAAAUUCCGAAGAAAACGUUUAUGGGAACCAUUCAGCCCUGUUCUAGAUGAAAACUCCCCAGAAAGUGUUUUCGGGAGAAGGGCUACGAAUCAAAAAGCUUAGAAAAAUUAAGCUUUUUUUCCGAUUUUUUAUCACUACGAGUUUUUCUCCCGCUAACAUUUCCCAGGGAGUUUCAUUCAGAAUACGCCUGCUUAAGAUCCCAAAUUUAAAAGGAAAGAAAUUUGUAUGAUGAUGAUAACAUUUGUUUCUAUGCCUUUAAAACCUUAGAUCUCUUAACUUCAA